AUGUCUCGUCAACACAUCGUCUCCCACUACACACGUCUCCUCGCCCGCUGGCCCAAAGACGCUCUCCGUCCCGAAAAGACGUUUCAGCAAAUCAUCCUCGAGCCCCGACUGCAAGCUGCUCCCACUGCAAGUCCCGCAGGCGUCACGUCCGAGGCUAUCUCAUCCCCUUCCGCCACCUCUUCGUACGUCAGGAACGAGAACAACGAAGUCAAUGCUGCAUAUCUUUUGCUGGAGAAUAGCUUCUCGAAACAAUUCCGACCUGGGAAGCGGUUGAUGGAACCGAUGAGUAAUCCGAAACAUUAUGAGAACUUGCGAAGAGAGUUGGAGGAGUUGCCGAACAGGAGUCUGUGGGGAAAUUGGUUGCAGAGGAUGAAGAGUAUGGUGAGGAUGAAGUGA
Molecule: messenger RNA, 396 nt
Organism: Sphaerulina musiva SO2202
Lineage: Eukaryota; Fungi; Ascomycota; Dothideomycetes; Mycosphaerellales; Mycosphaerellaceae
Exons: 2
Coding region: 1-396 (131 amino acids)
Biological process (GO): mitochondrial respiratory chain complex III assembly
Cellular component (GO): Cbp3p-Cbp6 complex; mitochondrion
Molecular function (GO): ribosome binding
Source: RefSeq, a predicted model, not a curated record